Molecule: messenger RNA, 4296 nt
Organism: Symbiodinium sp. CCMP2592
Lineage: Eukaryota; Dinophyceae; Suessiales; Symbiodiniaceae
Source: the annotation of a GenBank genome assembly
AUGUCCUCUGUCAUACUAGACAGUGAAGCAUCAUUCCGUGAAAGAUGCAGUAAAAUAGGCCUCAGCAACGAUCUUCUGAGUCGUUUGAUUGAUGCUGGAUACAACACAUUUGGAAAACUGGCUUUCGCCGCAUCGGCGACGCCGCAGGGCCUAACAGACGAAGCUGUCGAUGCGUGGCUAUCCACAGUAGUCACCCCGGCACCCAGCUCCUUUCAGGUCUCGGUGAUUCGUAGGCUGCUUUUCGAGUCGCAAUCACUCAAUGUGGCGGACCUCAAAUCUAGGGUCGAAGGCACGCCGGAAGGCUCAGUGCGACGUCUGCCCCAAGCCGAGAGAAAGGAGCGCAUUGAGGCGCAGCAUCGUAGGCUGUCGGGUCUCAUUCUAACUUCUCAUGCCACACCGGCCCAUAGCUGUAUCGACCUUGUGACUGACAUGUACGAGAAUAAUACACUCAAGUACAUUCCGAUCAACCGAUGGAUAUCCCGCUUCCAAGAGAUGUCUCUCCAGAAGAAGGAUUCUGCCGUUCAGAUGGACAACGAGGGCAACCUAAAGGUGAUUCAGAAGAAGCCGGAGCCGACGUGCGACACCACAGGCAUGUACCCUCUCCGGCAGGCUUUUCAGAGACGGUCACUAGCAUUUGAUCUGGGUCACUUGUGCAGCUUUGAAGCUAUGGAAACUUGGAUCAACAAGCUCUUCGAAGCCGUUCAGCGUACUGUGCCGAAGGGAUAUGUGGCAGUUAGCUUGGGGCAAGUUGUUACGGCAGAUCGUGAGCUUUUUGUUCGGUUGGCCGACAUGCUUGAAGGACAAUUGCAGAAACCCAUAGGUGUUGAGAAACCCAUGGAUGCAGCUUUGCGCGAUCUAUCGGGUAGCCAGGAGAUAACUCAGUUUCUUCAGCCGCUUGUAGCUCCUCCUGCACCUCACCCCACGAAGCGCCCUUUCAAGGAGCUUGCCACGCCUAACAAAGGUGACGGAAAGGGCAAGACAUCCACCAAGGGCGGUGAAAAGGGCGGUGGCAAGGCACCCCGUGUAACCAUUCCGGAUGGCUCUGCGGCCAAAGAUCAUCAGGGCAAGCCGAAUUGUUUUGGGUUUAACUUGGGCACAUGCAAGCUCAAGGGGCCUGACCUCGUGGCCACUUCGGACCCUGCCCCUAGUGAUGCUGAAGCCCUCGCGCAGGCCAUUUUGGCCAGAGGGUCAGGGAUUACUAAGCGAGAUGUUGUUCAGAUUUUCGAUCUUUUGCCCAAGGAAAUUCCUUCUAGAGGAGCCUCCUCGCAGCCUCCUAGCGUCCUAGCAGUUUCAGUUGUGGGGCAUACGCAAAGGGUGGAUUACAGGGUCUUCGGAGGAGGUGGCAUCUGGAUUGCAGAUGGAUGCGGACCUCACACACGGUCAAUCAAAGGUGACAUCGUAAAAGGCUCAAUGCUUAGCCUCGAGUCCCCUGUCACUUUCGAUGCCUUCAAAUACCCUCACGAGACUGAAAGCUGGGUUGGCGAUCGAUUGGUUUGCGUGGCCUUCACUGAACAGCCGCCUGUGAAAUCAGACUCCUGGGUUUACGAGCUUUUCGCUGGCAGUGCCCGUUUCAGCAAGGAAAUCUUUUGGGAUCUCAUCAAGGAGUGCCCUCCUUUUCACUUGCAUGCAUCGCCCCCUGCGGGCCUGCCGUCAUUGAGUGCCGCGUCUCAGCAGAGCCUUUCGGUGCGUAAAGACAACGUCCUGUACCGCUUCGUCUACAAGCUUCUCCUUCAUUGUUCUGCUUCGGGCAUCAAUGUCAGCGUUGAGAAUCCUCGGACUUCGUUGUUCUGGAAGGUUCUUCAAUGCUUUGCUGAGGCCGACGGCUUGCUUUGGCCUCCCGCUGCCCUGGAAUACGUUGAUUUCGACCAGUGUUGUCAUGGUUCCGAUCGACCGAAGUCAACUCGUUUCUUGUGCACUCGAGGCUUGUUCACCUCGCUUCGAGCUACUUGCCCAGGCAAUCACGAACACCGCCCGUGGGGCCUCGUGUUCCAUGAGCGUUCUAUGCAGCUGUCAUCUUCUCUUGUGUCGGCUUACCCAGUUCUGCUUUGCAAGCGUAUGGCCUCCUGUCUGGAGAGCGCGGCUUCUUUCAUGGGUUUGUCUUUGCAAGCAUCUCCUGACUUGGCAGCCAGCUCCGUUGCUGUUCUCGGUCGGCAGCAUCGCCGCUUCCCUCCUUUGAUUCCUGAGUUCCGCAAGGUCACGUGGGAGCCGCCCUCUUUCCAGCCUGACGAUUCUUGUCGCAUCCUUCUCUCUCAGGCUGCUGGGGAGGAUAGCGGGAGAGAGAAGGCAGCCGAAGACAGCCAUGCAGUUGACAAUGAUCAUGUUGCAAAGGCCUUGACGCUAAAGCAUCCCGUCGACACUGCCGUAGCCCUUGACCAGGAUCAGCUCGAUGCAAUCAGCUUCUGCAUGAAAAACACUGAGAAAGAGGUGGUCGAUCAUCGAAAGCUUCAGCUUCUGAAAAUAAAGAUUCUUGCCAAAAAGUUCGAGGCCGACGAAGCUCGAUUACAUUCUUCGUUCGACCCCUGGUUCGAAAAGGUUGUGGCGGGAAAGCGUCUUCUUCUGUGGAAGCAUCUUCUUGAGCAGAACGGUUUUGACGACAUGCAAGUUUGCGACUUCAUGAUGUCAGGCGUCCCGAUUGUAGGGCAGUCAGCCUGCCCUCAGCCGUUCAACCGAAAGAUUGUGCCGGCUACCAUGUCGGAACAGGAUCUCAAGGGCACGGCUUCGUUCCGCCGAAAGGUGAUGCUUGGGUCCAGUGGCACGCAGGCGGCCGACCUUCAAGAGUUACUGUCGAAGGCUACCAUGGACGAAGUCGAUCUGGGCUUCCUGGAAGGCCCUUACACCGAAAGCCAAGUGUCUUCUUUCUUUCACUCAGACGAUUGGAACUGCAUACGAUCGUUCCUAAUCCUUCAAGGAGCCGAGAACAAACCUAGACCCAUUGAUGACGGGCACGAGGCUUUGAUCAACAACUGCUUUACGGCCACCAUCAAGUUGGAGCUCCAGAGUUCCGACUUCGUUGCAGCUCUAGCGGCAAGAAUUGCCAUCGAGGAGGCCGAGAGAUCACGCGCCACGGGCGAGCCCCCUCGGUCGUGGUUGGGCAAGUGCCUUGACUUGUCGAAGGCGUACAAGCAGAUGCCAAUGAAGAAGGAGCACCGCUCUCUUGCUGUGAUCUACCACAAAGGCCCUUCUGGCGAGGAUCAAUUUUUCAUUGCAAAUUCGCUGCUCUUCGGUCUUACUGCUUCGGUUUAUGGGUUCGUGCGAACGAGCAGAAGCCUUCACAAACUGCUGCUGAAGAUAUUCAAGCUGCCCAGCUCAGUGUACUUUGAUGACUACCCGAUGUUUUCGACAUCGCUUUCUUCCAGUGACACUGAUGGCAUCAUCAGCGAAUUCUUAGACAUUCUGGGCUGGGGCCACGCCAAGACAGGCAGCAAAUCACAUCCUUUCGCGGAGGUUUUCUCCGUCUUGGGAAUGCAGAUUGACUUGAGCAACUUGUCGAAGAGAAGCAUCGUCCUCUCGAACAAACCUGGCAGGAUCGAUCGGAUCGUGGAGAAGCUUGAAUCUGUGGCUGCUUCUGGUUUCCUUACGGUUCAUCAGGCUCAGAUUUUGCUGGGCUUGCUCAACUUUUCAUCUGGUUUCUUUGCCGGUCGUGCCCUCAAGCAUUCGUGCAAAUGGCUAUCUGGCUUUCUGGCUGGAGACAGGCCUUCGCCAAAGACCGUCAGCGAGAUGUGCAAGCACACGAUCAAAAUUCUUGUGAGCACGCCGCCCCGCUUCAUAAGCUGCGAUUCGACCGGAGAGCCUCCUAUCCUGGUGUGGACUGAUGGAGCUUGGGAGCCUGCCAAAGCCUUCGCCGGGAUCGGUGCAGUGAUUCUUGAUGCGAGCAGCGGAGUUUCCAGAGUUUUCCAAGGACAGGUCCCUGAGCGCCUAGUGGUUCGCUGGCGAGAGGAGGUCGGGGAACAAAUCAUCUGUGAGGUAGAGCUGUAUGCCCUCUUGAUGAUCAGGGCCUGCCUUCAGAAUUUUCUUUCAGGAAAGAGAAUCAUAUUCUUCAUUGACAACGAUGCCGCUAGAUCUGUGGUAUUGCGUGGUCAAAGCAGAAGUGACGCGAUGCAUCGCUUGGCCAUGGCCUUGUCUAUGGUCGAGGCCGUCGCCCCUUGCAUCUCGUGGAUAGAGAGGGUGCCAUCCUCUUCGAACAUCGCCGACUGGCCCUCUAGGGGCGAAGGUUGGAAAGCACAGAAGGUCGUUCGUGCGGCAGAGGUGGAGCCUUACUUUGUUGAUCAAUCUUUGAUUGACGCCUACCUGCUCUGA